CGGCGGGGUACCGGCAUGGAUAGGGGCAGGAAUAGGGCAGGGAUAGGGGCAGGGACAGGGACAGCGGUACGGCCGGUGCGCGGGCGGGGCGCUUCAGCGCCGCUCGCUCGGUGCCGAUUGGCGGCGGGCGGUGCCGGGGCGGUACCGGGGCGGUACGGGGGCGGUACGGGGGCGGUACCAGGGCGGUGCCGGGGCGGAGCGGCGGCCGGAGCGCCCCGCACAGCCAUGGGCGAUGGGUGGCUGCCCCCGGACUGCGGCCCCCCGAACCGCUCCGUGGCCGGGGUGACGGCCGUGCCGCCCGGGAGCCGGCAGCUGCCCGCCGCCGAGCUGUCGCAGCAGUGGGCUGUGGGCAUGAGCCUGCUGAUGGCCCUGGUGGUGCUGCUCAUCGUGGCCGGGAACGUGCUGGUGAUCGCGGCCAUCGGGAGGACGCAGCGGCUGCAGACCCUCACCAACCUGUUCAUCACCUCGCUAGCCUGCGCCGACCUGGUGAUGGGGCUGCUGGUGGUGCCCUUCGGGGCCACGCUGGUGGUGCGGGGCACCUGGCUCUGGGGGUCCUUCCUGUGCGAGUGCUGGACCUCCCUGGACGUGCUCUGCGUGACGGCCAGCAUCGAGACCCUGUGCGUCAUCGCCAUCGACCGCUACCUGGCCAUCACCUCGCCUUUCCGCUACCAGAGCCUCAUGACCAAGGGUCGGGCCAAGGGCAUCAUCUGCACCGUCUGGGCCAUCUCCGCCCUGGUCUCCUUCUUGCCCAUCAUGAUGCACUGGUGGCGGGAUGACGACCCCCAGGCGCUGGAGUGCUACCAGGAUCCGGGCUGCUGCGACUUCGUCACCAACAGGGCUUACGCCAUCGCCUCGUCCAUCAUUUCUUUCUACAUCCCCCUUCUCAUCAUGAUCUUUGUGUAUCUGCGGGUGUACAGAGAGGCCAAGGAGCAGAUGAGGAAGAUCGAUAGGUGCGAGGGCCGGUUCUACGGCAGCCAGGAGCAGCCGCAGACGCCCCUGCCCGCUCACCCUCACCACCAGCCCAUCCUCGGCAACGGCCGGGCCAGCAAGAGAAAGACCUCCCGCAUCAUGGCCAUGAAGGAGCAGAAAGCCCUCAAGACUUUGGGCAUCAUCAUGGGGGUGUUCACCCUCUGCUGGCUCCCCUUCUUCCUGGUGAACAUCGUCAACGUCUUCAACAGGGACCUGGUGCCGGACUGGCUCUUCGUUUUCUUCAACUGGCUGGGCUACGCCAACUCCGCGUUCAACCCCAUCAUCUACUGCCGCAGCCCCGACUUUCGGAAGGCCUUCAAGAGGCUGCUGUGCUGCCGCCGGAAAGCCGAGCGGUGGCUGCAGGGCGGCGGCGGGGAGCUGGCCCGGCUGCCCGGGGGCUUCAUCAGCACCGUGGGCUCCCCCGAGCGCAGCCUGGCCGGGACCUGGUCCGACUGCAACGGGGGCACGCGGGGCGGCAGCGAGUCCAGCCUGGAGGAGAGACACAGCAAAGCCUCCGACUCGGAGUCCAAGGGAGCAGUCAAGCUAAUGGAUUUUCAUUGCCUUGUGCUUCUGUUCAUCAGCCUAGGUGAGUUCAAAACACUCCUGCCCUUUUAUGUUCUCCUUUCCCUGCCCACUUGUCACAACCUCAAGCAUUUGGAGAUUAGCAAACACAUAGGUUUGCUGCCAUCAGCAGCAUCUUGACUGGGGAGGAAAACACAGGGUUAACCCCCUGCACCCAGUGGUGACUUUUGGCUGCAUGGGCAUCUGUAUUUUAUUUCUGGUAGCUGCAAGUAGACAAUUCCUUACCUAGGGUAGACACUAGUUUCCUACUAUUAUGAAUUCAGGCUGUAACGUCCUUCAAAAAAGACAUUAUUUCCCCACUGGGUUCACCAAAUAUUUGUUGGGUCUCCAAACCCUCCUCUUUGUUUAGAGGAUUUGCCAAACAUGCCGUAGGGCUUUUAUUGGGGAAGGAAGGGAGGUGGCGGAGGAGGAAACUAUUACAAAGCAAUUUAACAUAAACAACUUUCUCCUGUAAACUCCAGACACGGCUUGGCAGGGAAGAGGUUAAAGCUAGGGGGUGGAUGGGGAGACUCAUUAGGGCAAAGUAAUAAAUGGCAAAUUGAAAAGCCCAGGGAGAGACACAGGGGAAGAGAUGGGCUGACCCCAAAUGGGACCCUAAAGGGACUCUCUGGCUUGCUGGAAGCCCUCUGCUGCUCUGACCUCAGGGUUUGGACCUGGUUCCUCCCUCAGCAUGCCAAAGCUGGGGGAUGCUCAGACAGAAAUCCUGCAGAACUGAUUGGGAGUCAUAUUUCAAAGGUGAACCUGAAAGGUUGCUACAGAGCCAGAAAUUGCUACUUCCUGCCCCAAACCUUUGCUGGGUCUGCCAGCGCUGCCCAGAGCCAGGGAGCUGCUCUCUGCCCACUUGGAGCAGGAUUUCCGUUCUCCUACCAGCCUUGGUGCCUCAGGCUUUGUGGUCUGUUUUUGUCUGAGUGGGAAAUGCAUAAUGACAAAGAGUUUAAACAACUUAUGGUACAAGGAAACUCGCUGGAGUAAAGUACAGGACUCUAAUUUGUUUCCAAGGAAGUGAUGCACCCUCCAAAAGCACUCCCCUCAAGCACUGAUACUGGAAGUGCAGAUUAAUUGCUGGCCAUCCUCAAUGCUGCCUUCAGCCCUCAGCUGGGCUGGUACUCAGCACAGUUGGAUGCCUGAGGUUCAGGAAGGUCUGGCUGUGAGAGCUGUCCUGACUCUUGGUUUGCUUGUGUGGGUAAUUCUGGUCUUCCCGGUGCUGGGGAAGGAAAACCCAGGAGCCACAAAAGCCACAGAGGAAUUCUCUUGUUCUAUUUCCAGCCCUGCUUUUUAAGACACAAAGGUUUUCAGAGCAGAUGCAUUUCUGAAGCUUAUCUGUGUGAAUAUUUGACUGCUUAUCCAAGCAGAACAAAAACCUUCAAACCUUCUGAGGUCUAUCCAUCAAGAGCCUUAUCUCCCCAUGUCACAGUUUGGCUCCUGGCUGCUGCUGCUUGGAGCCUCCCACCACCAGCUUCCCAUCUUCCCUCUCUGUGCUGCUCCACAGCCACCCUGUGGCCACAGACCCCCUGCCACUUCAGUGCUGGCCUCUGCACUGCAUGCAGGAGCAGCAGGCUGUGCUGCUGCAUGCUCUGCAGCCAGCCAGCGUGCUGAUGGGCUGCAUUUGUGCUGCUGUGUCACAGCCCAUGGUCUGCAUCCCCCCAACACACACACACAGGGUCUGGGAUGUGGCCAGAGCAGAGCACACUGACUCUGCCUGGCCCCAAGAAUGAGGAACAUUUGCCUUUUUUUAUGGGAUAUUAAUGAAGCUUUGAUAAAGGAGUCUCCUCUGUCUGAGGUUCCAAGACUGAAACAUCCGAGGAGAAUACUUCUGAUCCUCUCCCACCUGGAAGCUGCUGGUCCCCUCUGGCAGAGGCAUCACUGAUGUAGGGCUGCUAAGAGAUCUCAAGGAGCACCUUAAAAACCCAGGCAGGCUCUACUCUUGUAGCUGAGCAUGGUGCCUGAGCCAUGGGAAGCACCAGGAGCAUGGCAAGGACACAGGAGAGGCACCAGCAUCAUCAGCCAUGUGGGAAUUCCUGGCCAAGUUAAACAGCUGCACAGUCACACUUAGUGCCCAGUUUGUACCCCGUGUUACUGAGCUGUGCCAGGAGAGUCUCUGCAGUGCCCUGGGACUUUUCUUGCUUUGAAGCUGAGCUGGCACAAGAAGUUGUCUGCAGCCAUCCUGUCAAAGCCAUGGCCAAAAACAACAGGGUGAAGACUUUGGAAAGAGCCACCCAUGCAUAGUGUCACUGAUUUAAGCUGGGGACCUGGCUGGCCCAGGGCUUGAGAACAGUCAGAGGCUGAGACCCUGUGCACCACGGUGGGGAUCAGAGACCUCUGCUGCUGGUGCUGCCUGGGCUCAGCACAGAUGUAGGCAAGCUUCAGCAUCAGGGUGGCUUUUCCAACAGGGACCAUUUUCCUGUGGUCCUUUUCACAGGAGACUCUGAUGUGUGGGUUGGUUUUGCUCUCCUCCCUGUGGCUUUAAUUUUUUUCUCUGUUUUGAUGGUCAGAGGAGCAAAGCUAAUUCCUAUCUCAUAUAAAACAAUGAAUUAGUCUCAAUAACAAGAGGAUAAAUGUGCUUUUUAUACUGUGGUGUAUGAUAAGCUAUUUAUAAAUUUCAUAUCACUGCUGGAUCAUAGUCAGAGUUUAAAAUAAAGUUUUAAUUUAACCAUAGCUUUCCAGUGCUGACAGAUAUGAUAAAUACUUUUUUUUUUCUAUAAAACCUAAUUUCAGCAGUGUUUUGCAAAAAUCAUUAGAAGCUAAGGAUAAUUCCUGUGGGUUUUUUUGCUUUGUUUUUCUCCAUGUUCCAGUGUUUAGUUUAAUGUUACAUUCCAUUAUAGAAAACAAAAAAUUGUAUCUGUGGUAAUUUAUUCUCCAAGGCCUCUGCUUAAGAGAUGGAAGGAUUUUCCUUGAGAAGACCAAUGGAAAGAGGUGUCAGCUCAUUUAACAGAGGCCUUGGGGCAGCUGCAGCACCUCUCUGAGGCAGAACCAGCCCUCAGGGCACUGCUGCAAAGCCCACUGACAAUUUCACAGCGAUUGAGCAAAUCUUGGUAUCUCAGGUGACCCCACAGGAGAGCCAAGAGGGCACAGGGGGCAGGUUUCAUGUCUGGAGGGUGAGUUUGAAACACAAGUCCUCCAUCUACAGGAGGGUUGAAUUCCUGUUGCAUCCACCGAUGAUCUGAGUCCCUUCAAAAUUUUUCUGGCUCCUCUCCAGUUUUCCUGCUUCCCCAUGUAAACAGCUCUGAGGAAGAUGUCUCUUUCUGCAAUCAAUCAUUUUCAUUCUGCAGUAAAUAGCUCUGACAUCAGCUACCAUUGUAUUGUUGGUGUAAAGGCAGCACAACAGAGCCCUACCAUGUUGUGAGGUGAGUGGGUCAGAUACUGUGCUGGAACAACAAAAACACAGGGAUGGAAUGUUGAGCAGGAAAAAAAAGCUUGUUUUUAAAGUGUUUUAAAGCUGCUGUCUGUCUUCUCAGCCCUGCAGUUUACAGCCCAUACUUCUCACACUGCCUCCCUGACAGACAAACAAGAGAUGAAGCUAUUUGGAGAGCAAGCCUGUGCCCUGCAGACAUGAAAACCCUGACACUCGUAUCUAUAUGGGCUGGCCUUUGUCUGUGAGGAGCUUCCAGGAGCUGAAAAUACCCAGGAAAGGGGCAUGCAGAAGGGGAGAGAGGUCUUCUUCUGGUGGGCUGCCAUGUCACUCAGGUUGCUUUCAUGGUGAUACCCAGGGGACACCACUGAUGCAGCCAGCUGUGAUAAUCCUUUCAGGGGAACAGGUGCUGGGGGAUAAUCCUGCUGUUUUUCCUGGUUAUGGUUCUCUCCAGUCACUAAGACAGAGCAAACAGGAUUAUCACAGCAGCGACUCAGGAGGUGAAGGUUUUGGUGCUGCGUGCCUGGGGCUCUGGGGACAUUUGUUUCCCAGGGAGGUGCUGGCUCUGCAGAGCAGCCUGUCCUGCUGGGGGCAGCCAGGUGGGCUGGGCUGGCUGCUCCCCAGGCUCUCACUCAGACCUCCUCAGGGAUGAGGGCUGAAUCCCAGAUGGAAAGCUGCUGCUGUCUACAGCUCUCCCAGGAAGAUGCCUUCCCCAGAAUCCCAGACAGUGUGGGAUGGAGACUGCCCAGCUCUGCACUGUCCCAAAUCCUAGCAGGAGCUGGGGGAGGAUGAGGGGUGGUAGCUCUGUUUGGGCUGCCACAUUUUCUCUAGCAUGGAAAGUUUGAGGCACUACAGACACCCUGGGGACUCACAGUGACCCAGCCUGUCCUGACUCUGUGAAACUUCUCUGCCUGAAGCUGUAAGUGCAGGCUCAUGCCUCCAGCAGACCUAAAUGUAUUGCCAGGUUUUGUUUUAAAUCCCUGGUGUGCUGCACUCAUCAAUCCCCUCCCAGCCCAGCUCCACUGCUCUUAGACCAGCCUGCACCCUGGUGACUGUCCUUGCCAUGCAAAGCCAAUGCCUCUCUGCUCCCAUUUCACCACCUUUUGCCCUGCUGAUAACAACCUCUGACCCCCCCUAUGAUUCCCUUCUCCACCACGGAGGAAGAGCACGUGAGGUUCUUGGAAUCAGCCUUCACAGCCUCUGUGCACAAACAACUGCUCCCCACUGCUGGUUUGCUCCAGGACUUCCCUGACCCCUGAUUUCAGUAUCAGCACAGCAAUUGAUCCUGGCUUCAUGGUUCUGUGCCAAUCUGGGCCCAAGGCUAUUUUAAAUGGAAAACUGCAAAAUAAACAUAUGUGUACAGCAUGUAGACACUGAACUGCAGGAGGAGGAACCAGGGACGUGCAGGGCUGUUAAAGCUCCAGCUUGCAGUUGUGCUGAUAAGGCAGUUUCCAAGAAAUUGCCCAGCCCUUAAAUUCUAGAAGCUCUCUCUUCCCAGGUCAACAACCUUCUAUGGACUGGAUCCUGGUGUCACUCUACAAGCAAACACAGGCCAGGCUGGACCUUCUGCAGGUGGUACAAAAAAGAGACCCUGCAUUUCUAAGAAGGGGUUCAGGCACCCUCUGGCAUAGGAAACCAAAACACACAAUGAGAAGCACAUUGGUAACUCUGGUAAUUUGGGAAAGCACAAGAAAAUGUGCUUCAACUUCACUCUUCUUCAGCCAAGCCUCCUCCUUGCCUGAGAGGGGAUGAAGGUGGUGUUAGCUGAGCUGUGCUUCCCUGUGCCAGCAGUGGGCUGCAGUGCUGCCACACUUGGGCUCCCCCCAAGGUCUCCCCUCCUCUGGAGGAGCACCCCAUCAGCUCUGCACCCAGGCUGCUCCAGCACCUGCUCCCCUGCAGCUCCACACCCUGCUUUUGGCCAGCCUUAACUUCAGACAGGAGCAAAGGCUCCUUGGAGAGCAGAUUUUCCACAGCAUCCCACAGCUCCAUUAGCAAAAAUGUUCAGUGUGGCUCUAGUGGGAGCACAGGCAGGGCUGACUGGACCCAGUUUUUUGGCUCCCUCAUUUCUCAGGGAUAUUUUAAAAUAUCUUUUGCAGGUGCAGGAGUUGACACAACAGAGCAUGCACCGUGUUAGAGUCUGUCCAGCUUGUGUGCAAACACCGCUAGUCCCCUUUUCAAACUCUUAGCAGUUGUUUCAUAAACACAAAGUACUUCACUUAAUUUCCAAACCACGUGGGGUUUCCUCAGCAGGGCCGGUGGUGGAGGACAGGGCACAGCCCCAGGGCCCUGCCAGGGCUGGCAGCAGAGCCAGGCAGAGGCUACCACCUGCUGGGCCCUCCUUGGGGAGUGCUGCUCAGCCCCUCUGCACGGUGCCACUUGCUGCCUGGCAGGAGCCCUGUGUGCAUGGCACAAAGCCCUCUGGCCAGCCCUGUGUCGCUGACAGCUUCACAUGCAAGCCCUGUGAGCAGGGAGGAUGCUUACUCAGUAGCUUUGGGCACCUGACCUGUUUCUUGCUCAUUUUAUGUCUUCCAGAGCCUGUUUCUCUUCCUUGCUGACCCCACAGAACAGGGUCAUCUUUCUGAGCUGAGGCAAAUCGCUAACAUUUUGCUGAAUUGGGGAACCUCUUAUUUCCCCAUUGAAACUUGCUCCUGCCAAAAACCAAAAUUAUUCUUCCAUCAGUCCAUAGAAAGGGGAAUAAAAUUCAUUUGUAUGGGAUGGGCACAUGGCUGAGUUUGUGUGGGAUCCCACGCUUGCACAGGGAGUCUGGAAAGUCUUCAUGGGAAACACCCCUGCAUGUUCAGGGCUCUCCAGGGAGAUGGUGGCAGUGUGUGGCCUCGGCUCUGCCAUGCAGCGUCACCAUGCACUGUGACCUGCAGUGUCACCUGCAAUGCCACCCUGCAGUGUCACCAUGCAGUGCCACCAUGCAGUAUCACCCUGCAGUGUCACUGUGCACUGUCACCCUGCAGUGUCACCCUGCAGUGUCACCAUGCAGUGUCACCAUGCAGUAUCACCCUGCAGUGUCACCCUGCAGUGUCACCGUGCAGUGUCACCAUGCAGUGUCACCAUGCAGUGUCACCCUGCAGUGUCACCAUGCACUGUCACCUGCAGUGCCACCUUGCACUGUCACCAUGCAGUGUCACCCUGUAAUGCCACCCUGCAGGCAGCACUCAUGAGCAGCCAGGUCAGGUCAGAGGGCUGCUGCAUUUGUGGGGUGCAGAGCCUGGCUGGGCAAUCCAGGAAACCCAAGGUCGUGUUUGUCCCACUCAGAUGAGUUCCGUAGCUGACCCCGAUCCUGCAGCCUUGAGGGCACCUUUUCUGGAUGGGCACUUUGUGGAUCUUGCAGUUCUGAGCUCUCACUGCUGCCAGCUCCUCCAAGGGGCUCGUGAUGUUGCAGCAUGUGCUUUUCUGGGGCAGAGACUGGUUUUGCACCAAGCUCACUGAAUGCCAUUGACACAGUUUCUUGAUUGAGCCUUUUUUGUUUGAGCUGCUCUACCAAGCUGUCCUGAGCCUCGACAGUGCAUGCUGACAUGCACAUACAAUGCAUCAGGCUUCAUCUUCCCAGUCAGCCAGGCUCUGGGAAAGUCACUGGAAGGACUCCAGUGGCUUUGAAAUAGGAGUUGACUCAUGCCCCAUGAGAUCAAAACAAAAUGUCUCUGCAUAUGAAAAAAUAUUAUGGAAACUGUAUCAUUCAUGCACGAAAGCCUCACUUCAAGUUUAUCAUAUAAAAUACAUAAUAUUGGAAAUGGAAAGAAAAAAUUACACAAGGCCUGGUGUGCAUGAAAAUUAUUGGCAUGUGAAAAUAUCUCUUCCCAUAAACACAGCUGCGGUCUGGUACACAAGCAGGCAUCCAAAAUGAGGAAUCUUGGUCCCUUUCUGCUCUUCUUCAAAACUCUCCCUUUCUGUAGGAGUAAUUACUUUCUGGACUCAUCCCUUGCAUUGUCAAGAGUGAAGGCUUAGGAUGGAGUGACCAUGAUGAGGCAGAUGACAGGUAUUUCAGGAGCUCACAGACACAGCAGCAGCACCUGAGAGCACUGCCUGGGACAGGGCUGGUGCUCAGAGCACCCAUGGCCAGGCUGCAGCACUUGGCUCACUCAGCUCUUUGUGGGAGGUCUGAGUCUGGGGUCAAAGCCUGCCCCACUGGAGCUGGCCAGGAUGUGGCCGUGGUGCUCAGCAGUGCAGAUUCCCUGUGAUUCCCUCAGCCCACAUCUGCAGCUUGAUCACAUUCCAGCAAGAGCUGAGUGCCAUGGUCCAGGGAGCAGGAUUUAGCAUAUCACCUUGAGGAAACGAGCAGAGGAUAGUUCUGCAGCCACAGCAAAAGUAACUGAGGGAAAAAAUGAAUUAAUGUGGGUAUUAACCAGC
Messenger RNA from Passer montanus (Eurasian tree sparrow), 9259 nucleotides. RefSeq names its product adrenoceptor beta 1 (gene ADRB1). The record is from RefSeq and is a predicted model, not a curated record. Gene Ontology annotation, molecular function: beta1-adrenergic receptor activity. Gene Ontology annotation, biological process: positive regulation of heart rate by epinephrine-norepinephrine; norepinephrine-epinephrine-mediated vasodilation involved in regulation of systemic arterial blood pressure; adenylate cyclase-activating adrenergic receptor signaling pathway. Lineage: Eukaryota; Metazoa; Chordata; Aves; Passeriformes; Passeridae. Gene Ontology annotation, cellular component: membrane. The transcript is spliced from 2 exons. The coding region runs from base 16 to 1671 and encodes 551 amino acids.